Verruconis gallopava is the source of this 3015-nucleotide messenger RNA. RefSeq lists its product as uncharacterized. The transcript is spliced from 2 exons. Bases 104 to 2899 code for a protein of 931 amino acids. Gene Ontology annotation, cellular component: cytoplasm. Gene Ontology annotation, molecular function: glycerophospholipase activity; metal ion binding. The record is from RefSeq and is a predicted model, not a curated record. NCBI's taxonomy places the organism in Eukaryota, Fungi, Ascomycota, Dothideomycetes, Venturiales, Sympoventuriaceae.
UCCACGUUCUACAGUUGCCUGGUUCAGACUACAAACUUUUCCUACAUUCCCUGGAAAGCUCGCGUUGAAAGCUGGCUAAGUCUACAGCUUCGAAUAUGGUAAGAUGACCACGCGAGAACCAGCAUUUGCUGGAUCUACUCGUCGUGCACUAGAACGAGUUGACCGCCCGCCGCCGAUAGCCGUUCGCUACUUCUAUACGUCGCCGCUCGCCAUAGACGAUCCGCUCUCCCCACUACCACCACCUUCGGCUUCAGCCACAGCUUCGUACAAAGUCGCGCCGCGCCCGUUUUCUCAGUUUGAUAAUGCUGCCCUUGACAAAGCCUGGAAAGAUAUUCGGCAGAAGCGAUUGAAGCUCGAUGAAAAAUGCAACAGCGAGAAGAGAUUGUCCAAGGACCUUGAUGUGCGAGCUCAAGAUGUUGGGCGUGGAAGUGCGACAAAUUCCUCGACCGCAGAGACAAAGAGACGAUCCAUUGUAGGCUCUGUCGGAUCCUGUGCAGCUCCUCCAAGUCCCAAAAAUCGUCCACAGAGAAUGCCAUCAACCGACCUCUUAUCCGCACAAGCGAGAUCAAGGGCGGGAACCCUAGACCAACGGCCCUCAGAUGGAAGUAGGCCAAGCUCCCUGCGCAAUCAGGAGAGCUCGGGCUUUGGUGCGGCUAUAGACACGUCUACCGUCACUGGGAACCCGUUCAUCAGGGCUCCUUCGAAGAAAGAUGUGGGAUCCUCGUCAAGGUCGCGCAGCACGUCGGUGCGGCCUCUUUCACAAAAGAUGGACAGCUACGACUGGUCAGACGGUGUCGACAUUGCUGCAAACGGAUCCUCCAGAGACCAGUCUACGAGACGCUCAGACACUGUGCAAAACAGGUCGACUGGACCCACCGCCAAAGUUCCCGUUGGUGUCUCAAGGUUACAUGAGGUCAUAAUUCCAGAUCUAAAAAUGGAGCCGAUCUAUUGGUCUCCUGUGAACGACGUGGCGUCUGUGGUUCGUGGGACGUGGUUCUACGCCGACAACAUGCUCCCGGUCGAAGUAGAUGUUGCAAACAUGUUGGAAGCGGGUUAUGUACAACUUCGAGCAUGGAGUCAGACGUGGAAGGAUGAACUUGAUAGUGCCGUUGAGGUUGGAGCGUUGGGCGAGAUGAAGAUCUUGCAUAAGCUGUGGCCCGAAAAGCCCAAGGUGCCGACCAGCCGGCCCAGCACCUCGAGAACACCUGAUACUGGCCAGGCUCUUGGGGCUAUUGAUGCACAAGAUCACGACCCUGAGAAAGAGCGAGAGGAAAUCGCAGCCAGCGCCGGAGACUUGAUUGAUAUUGCUGUUGGGUCCGAUGAGUUAGAUCAUAAAGCGGCUGGUUCGGCGCCGUACGGGAGAGACGGAACGACUCGAAAGUAUCUCAGCGCUGGCGUCAUAUACGCAAACGAAAAGGAAGCCUACAUUUUGCGCCAAUCCCUUCAGCCAUCUGAUUACUACGGACGUCGACCACUUGCCAAUUACAUUCGCAAAGGUCAUAAGAUUGGUCUUCGCGUUGUCCGUGGCUUCGACCAACAGGCGUGGGAUAAAUUACAUCCACCAAAGAAACAUACUGCCGGUACCAAAGCUCGAGAGGGCGUUUCUUCCGCAGCAUCAGGAAUCGAUCCUGAGCAAAGACAACAACAGGAUGCUACCUUAUCUGAAUCACUAAGGCCCCAUGUCACAGAUUUGGUGCUUGUAAUUCAUGGCAUAGGGCAGAAGCUGUCGGAACGGAUGGAGAGCUACCACUUCACACACGCGAUGAACACGUUCCGUAGAGACGUCAAUGUUGAACUUGGAUCAGAUGCCGUCAAAGCACAUCUCAGACCUGGAAUGGGAGGAAUCAUGGUGCUACCAGUUAACUGGCGGUUAACUUUAUCAUUUGAAGAAGGAGGCUAUCGACCGGAUGAUUUCGAAGAGGAUCCGGCCCUCAACGUCUUUACGUUAAAAGAUAUCACGCCAGAGACUCUUCCAAGUGUCCGCAAUAUUGUGUCUGACGUUAUGUUGGACAUUCCUUAUUAUCUUUCUGCCCAACACAGCAAAACCAUGCUUGAGGCAGUCAUUCGGGAGGCGAACAGGAUCUAUAGGCUGUGGUGCGCCAAUAACCCAGGUUUCUCAGAAUGGGGUCGAGUACAUCUUAUUGCACACUCACUUGGUAGUGUCAUGGCUCUCGAUGUACUUUCAAACCAGCCAACUCGUGUUUCAUCUGAUCUGAGCCAUAUACCCGUCGGACAACCAGAUGCCCUACCUACGGAUCACUUUCUCUUUAACACCCGUUCACUGUUCACGUGUGGUUCUCCGUCUGGGUUCUUCUUACUUCUGCGUAAAGGGUCAUUACUGCCACGGCGAGAUAGCGACAAGUCUGAUGCCUCCAGCACGCCUGGCGUUGCUGGCGAACAAGGUACAUAUGGUUGUUUGGCAGUGGACAACAUUUACAAUGUGGUGAACCCAUACGAUCCCGUUGCAUAUUGUCUCAAUGCAGCGGUAGACGUAGACUAUGCUGCUUCCCUUAAGCAAGCAUGGGUGCCCUCUUCGCAAGCAGGUUGGCUCAGCGUAUUUUCGCGUGCGUCUUCCAACCAGGCCCGUGCAGCUGAUGCCAAACCUGCACUCAUCGCACGACUUCCGUCUAACGUGGAACUCGAAACGCAUAAUUUCACACGUGAAGAGAUAGCUGAGAAGCGUGCGUAUCUACUCAAUGACAACGGACAAAUCGACUACUUUUUGAGAUACGGCGGUGGACCACUGGAGAUCCAGUAUCUGACCAUGCUGGGAGCGCACAGCAGCUAUUGGACCAGUAGGGAUUUCAUUCGGAUGAUUGUAGUGGAGGUCGGUCGGGUCCAAAGCAAGGAGGGUACUCUUGUAAGCAUGAGGGCACAAAAGAAGAAGAAGGUUGGCUAGUUGCGUGGUUGACUGGCAAACCGCUCAGAAGCUGUGGUUGAGCAUGCGCUGUAUUCAAUAUAGAUACCCUUAGAAAGCUGUCAAGGACACCUAAUAACGAAGUCAACUGAACUCGA